This is a messenger RNA of Raphanus sativus (radish), 627 nucleotides long. RefSeq lists its product as uncharacterized. The transcript has a single exon. Gene Ontology annotation, molecular function: nucleic acid binding; RNA-DNA hybrid ribonuclease activity. The record is from RefSeq and is a predicted model, not a curated record. The coding region runs from base 1 to 627 and encodes 208 amino acids. Lineage: Eukaryota; Viridiplantae; Streptophyta; Magnoliopsida; Brassicales; Brassicaceae.
AUGCUAUGGGCAAUAUGGAAAAACAGGAAUAGCUUAUUAUACGCAGAGACACAAGAAUCAAUAGCGGUGUUGAUGCGUCGGGCUUUAGAGGAGGCGUCUCUAUGGUACGAGGUGAACAAAGGAGCGAGUGGAGAAAAGCAAACAGCAUUACACAUGGGAGUACCACAAAGCUGGACACCUCCUGCACAAGGUAUGGUCAAAUGCAAUUUCCAUGUGAAUUGGAGGAGUGAUAGGUACCAUGUAGGAGGAGCUUGGAUUACUAGGAACUAUAAUGGUGAGGUUGGAAUGCAUGCUAGAGAUGCCUUGACUCCCAAGUCAGACAAGUUAUCUGCUGAUAUGUAUUGCUUGUUAUGGGUAUUGAAGAGUUUGCGUGAUCUGAGAAUAGAGGAAGUGCAUAUAGGAACAGAUUCACAGGAACUGUAUGAUGCUAUUCAGAAACCUUAUCGUUGGCCACGGUAUAGAGGACUACUUCAGCAAAUCACUACGAUAUGCUCAGAGUUUGUAGGGAUUGAAUUUGAAGUGGAAUCUGUUCAGUCAAACAAGGUGGCACGAGAGAUCUCUAGAAGUGUGCUACGGGAUGGACGUUUUCAAUCAUAUUUGGCGUUAGGACUUAAGGUGCUAUGGUGA